UCCCGGAAGUGCCGCUAAGUAAACGGUGGGGGCGUGUCCCCCAGACAAACCCGCGUGGAGUUCCCGGAGGAACGCGGGAAGUGGGGGCCAGGCGGGGCUAUAUCCACUGUCAAGGUUGCUUUAUUUCCCUAGCAAGCCGGGACCCUGUCCGAGGCCCAAAACGUGAGGCCGAUUGGGUCUCCGGCGCGACGCCAUGGAAGUAGUGGAGGCCGCCGCUGCUCAGCUGGAGACUCUGAAAUUCAAUGGCACCGGCUUGGGGGUUGGUCAAGGUCAGACCGUGCAGUCACCGAGCUCCGUUCCUGUCCCAGCGCCACCGCCUUUACUACAGUCGGAUGAGGGGUCCGCAGACACUGAGAAGGCCGUGGAGACUCAGCUAGCCAGGGAGCAGCUGCCUGAACUCGUGCUGAGCACUGGCGUCGGCGGGAAUCCGGCGCCGCAGCUGAGGCCAGAACCGCCAUCUGGAGGGAGCUGCGUCACUGGCGCCAGCGCUGCAGCACUGGCAAGAACACCAGACUCCUUGGAGACUUCAGACUCGGAUUCAGACUCGGACAGUGAUACAGAUUCAGAUAGUUCAAGCUCCUCCUCUUCCUCAUCAUUUUCCUCAUCUUCCUCUUCCUCUCGGAUAUCACUUCCUCCAGUGCUGUCGGAUGGAGAAGAUGAUUUACAAGUUGAGAAGGAAAAUAAGAAUUUUCCUCUUAAAACAAAAGAUGAGUUACUUCUUAAUGAACUACCUUCAGUUGAAGAGCUCACUAUUAUUCUUCCUGGAGAUACUGAAUUAAAGCCUCUUGGGAUGGUUUCAAGUAUUAUUGAACAAUUAGUAAUAAUUGAAUCUGUGACUAACCUACCUCCAUUAAAUGAGGAGACUAUAAUUUUUAAAAGCGAUCGACAGGCAGCAGGAAAGAUAUUUGAGAUAUUUGGACCUGUUGCACAUCCAUUUUAUGUGUUACGGUUUAAUUCUUCAGAACACAUUGAGAGUAAAGGUAUUAAAAUAAAGGACACUAUGUAUUUUGCUCCAUCAAUGAAAGACUUCACCCAGUAUAUAUUCACAGAAAAACUUAAACAGGAUAGGGGAUCGGAUGCAUCAUGGAAGAAUGAUCAGGAACCACCACUUGAUGCCUUAGAUUUCAGUGAUGACGAAAAGGAAAAAGAAGCUAGACAGAGGAAAAAAACUCAGAUUCAAGGCCGGAAAAAGUUCAAAUCUGAAUUUAAUGAAUCAGGUGAAAAUUUCGCAGAAGUACAUCAGAAUUGGAAUGCCCAUGGCGCUGCUUCAGAGCAUUCAAAAGGCUAUCGCAACAGAGAAUUCACACGAGGAUUUCCCCGGGGCGGGCAUCCUCGCCGGUUCCGCGGCAGGCCCCCUCCGCCACAGUUCUAUAAUUCAGAACAUGGGUCUCUGGAGACGUCAGGGUUUCCGCCUCAGAGACAAGAUAAUCUCGUCGUGCCGCAGUAUCCCUUUCCUCCGCCAGUGUUCGACAUGCAUAAUUUUUCACUUCCUCCUCCACUGCCACCUCCACCUCCACCACCACCUUCUGUAAACAUGGGUUGGGCAGUACCUAACAUGGCACCUCAUCCACUACUUCCCAUGCCAUACUCCUUACCCCCACCUCCUCCCCCUCCGCCCCUGCCUCCCCCCACCUCUUCUGGAGAUAGUAAUUCUUCUCAUUUUGGAUCUUACUAUUAGGUGAAUGUAUGCAUUUCCAGAGAAAUGUGGACUUUUUAUACUGUGUGAGGAUUUUUUUUUUUAAUAUGAGAAGAAUUUUUUUCUUUAAAGGAAGUAAUUAUGGAGUUAGAUUUUUACAAUAUUGAGAAAUAGUAAAUACUUCCUUUAGUUGUAAGUUGAUAUAUAUUUGUAACCUUUGUGAAAUUGUAUCCAUAUGAAAGUUUCACUUUAAAUUUGUGGUGAGAAAAUCCAGUUAUGUAACAUUUAAUUAAAACUUUGAAUCCAUGCUUUUGCCAUCCCUUCUCUAUUAAGCAAUAUGUAUAGGUUUAAUAGUAGAUCUGAAGCAACUUUCAUCAUGUAUUAAAAUAUAUUGAAUAUAUUGA
Messenger RNA from Pteropus alecto (black flying fox), 2040 nucleotides. RefSeq names its product nuclear assembly factor 1 ribonucleoprotein (gene NAF1). The transcript has 8 exons. The record is from RefSeq and is a predicted model, not a curated record. The coding region runs from base 194 to 1678 and encodes 494 amino acids. Gene Ontology annotation, cellular component: sno(s)RNA-containing ribonucleoprotein complex. Gene Ontology annotation, biological process: box H/ACA snoRNP assembly; ribosome biogenesis; pseudouridine synthesis. Gene Ontology annotation, molecular function: RNA binding. NCBI's taxonomy places the organism in Eukaryota, Metazoa, Chordata, Mammalia, Chiroptera, Pteropodidae.